GGACCCGCUGCACACCGGUCGCGCGCGCUAAUCGUUAAACUCGCAUGCACCCGCGUGAUCGUCCACAACAUCGUUGCAGUCGUCGUCAGUAAAUAUCAGCGUGCAACCGGCCUUACAACAACAACAACAACAACAACGGAAAUCGGCACAGGAAAGAAGAACGCAUAGUAUAAUAAUAAUAAUAAUACUAGUAAUAAUAACGAUUAAAAUAACUAUAAGCAAUAUCAUUGUCGUGCUUAUUUGCUAUUAUGAUAUUAUAAACGGUCGUCCGUCAGACGGUCGCGAGUUACUCGCCUGGGCAUGCGGACACUAGUGUAACGCACACGUGUUAACCCUGACCGCGCUCAACAGAACGACACCGUCGUCGCAGUAACAGCGGCAGCAGCAGCAGCAGCAGUCGUCAUCAGUUGCUCAGCGAUAACGACUCGCGUGAUUCUGAGUUUAUUAUAACGUUAAUAACAAUCAUCUUUUAAUAUUAUUAUUAAUAGGAAUUUUGAAUUUUGAAUUUUUUUAUAAAUUUACUCUUACCGUCGCGACACGAGAAAAAAUUCGGGCGCGAUGCAAUUUUUGACCGGUACAUCGCAGACGAGUGCCGGCGGCGGUAUGUUCGGCGGCGCCGAUGGCGCGGAGCUGUACGCGGCCACGGCGUCGGCGCCUGACCAUUACUUCUGCCAGCGAAUGUUGUACGCGAUGCAGUUCGAUUCGGUGGCCGCGGCCGGCGCCGGUAUGUGUUCGCCGCUGUUACCGUCGUCGUUGUCGUCGCCGCCGUCACCGCCGUCGUCGUUAUCGUCAUCAUCGCCGUCGUCGUUAUCGUCGUCGUCUUCGUCGUCAUCGUCGUCGUCGUCGUCGUCGUCGUCGUCGCCGUUAUCGUUGUCGUCGCCGUUAUCGUUGGCGUUAACGCCGUCGAUCGGCGGUCGUUGCUUCACAACAACCGCCGCCGCCGGGGACGUGAAAAUGAUGGACGCGUGCCCGGCGUCACCGGUCAACGAUCAUCAUCUUCAUCAUCAUCUACAUAAUCACCAUCUUCAGCUACAGCAACAGCACGCGGUCGAAAACAGGAAACGUCCGUUACAGGACACGUUGGAUGGCGCAAACGUUAAAAGAACGCAUAGCUCGUCCAUCGUCGCAGGAAAUUCAGAUGGAAUGUAUCAUAUGAAAAUUUUAAUUCCUUGUAUAACUGCUGGUGCCAUCAUAGGUAAAGGCGGAGAGACAAUUGCACAGCUUCAAACAGAGACCAACACUAAAAUAAAAAUGUCAAAAACAAAUGAUUUUUAUCCUGGCACGACCGAAAGAGUUUGCAUAAUAUCUGGAUCAAGUUCCGAACAUAUAAUGGCAGCACUUACAUUUAUUAUGGAACGAAUCCGGGAAAAACCAGAUGCGUCGAAUAGGGUUCAAAAUUCUGGUGAUGCAAUUGCAGAUCGAGAGAAACAGGUAAAAAUCCUGAUACCUAAUUCGACAGCGGGUAUGAUUAUUGGUAAAGCUGGAGCGUACAUCAAACAGUUGAAAGAAGACAGUGGGUGUUUUGUGCAAAUAUCGCAAAAAGCAAAAGACACUACACUCCAAGAGCGAUGCAUUACCGUGUCAGGUAACACAGAAGGGAACAAAAAAGUUUGCUUGUGCAUAUUAAACAAAAUAAUCGAAGAUCCGUUGAGUGCGUCUUGUCCGAAUUUAAGUUACGCCGAUGUCAACGGCCCAGUGGCGAAUUUCAAUCCCACAGGAUCACCGUAUGCCUUGCCUACCACUAAUUGCUCCAACAACCAGGCCAGUUACAACUUAAAUGCCACAUCGUUAUCCACGCAGGAUAUUAGUAAUGGGAUAUUCACGAACAAAUUCUUAGAUAACGUAAAGCCGUUAUUGAGGUCCAGUGGAUAUCCUGAAUCCGCAGUCAAUGAAAUAGCUAUUGCUUUUUUGACGUUAGCCAAGCACAACGUACUCAGUCUGAACAGCAUAAUCGGACUGAUCAACCAGACCAGCAUCCUGCAACCGGCCCCGUCGGUGCCGCACCACAACGGGACCGGGCUCCUGAGCACGGUGACCAACGACCUGUUCGACCUGGGCCUGGCCGGCGGCGCGAUAUCCAUCAACGCGAUCCUGUCGCAGAACGCGGCCAGCCCGACGCUGUCCAACGCCAACUCGUACGGGCUGGGCGUGGCGGCGGCCGCGGCUGCCGCGGCCGCGUCCACGCCCAAGACGAUCGGGCCGACGACGAACGCGGCGGCCGCGGCUGCAGCGGCCGCGGCGGCCGCCCUGUACGAGAUGACCGCCGACGACCAGCAGUCCGUCAAGCGGGAGAUGGACGUGCCCGAGUCAAUCGUCGGGGCCAUCAUCGGCCCCGGCGGCCGGUCGCUGGUCGAAAUCCAGCAGAUGAGCGGCGUCACCAUUCACAUAUCCAAGAAGGGCGUGUACGCGCCGGGCACCACCAACCGCAAAGUGACCAUAUGCGGGUCGGCCAGCGGCAUAGCGAUGGCCAAUUACCUUAUGCAGCAGAGGAUCGUCGACGAGGAGACCAAGCGGGCCCGCGCGUUCUGAACCGCAUGACGCGCCUGCAUACCGCUCUGCCCGCGUCCGUUUUGUUCUAUACCAUAUUAUUAUAGUCUAAGUAUUACACUAACUCGCCUUCUACGUAAUUUUCAUAUUAUUCAUAUUAUUAUUCAUGUUAUUAUUAUUAUUAUUAUUAUUAUUUCUUCUCUCUUGCUUUUUCCUCGACUCAUCUUCAACCCCAUUCUACCCUUUUCCCACCCGUUUUAACUUUGAUAUCACCCCUCACCGUGUGCGUGCCCGUGUGUAAGUAAAUUAUAAUAAUAUAUAUAUUAUAUAUAUUAAAUAAAACGGGUGGACGUUAUUCGACGACGGUUUUUUUUU
Messenger RNA from Melanaphis sacchari, 2862 nucleotides. RefSeq names its product RNA-binding protein Nova-1 (gene pasilla). Gene Ontology annotation, molecular function: mRNA binding. The transcript has 7 exons. The record is from RefSeq and is a predicted model, not a curated record. NCBI's taxonomy places the organism in Eukaryota, Metazoa, Arthropoda, Insecta, Hemiptera, Aphididae. The coding region runs from base 559 to 2529 and encodes 656 amino acids. Gene Ontology annotation, cellular component: nucleus; cytoplasm. Gene Ontology annotation, biological process: mRNA splicing, via spliceosome; regulation of alternative mRNA splicing, via spliceosome.